AACGAUGUCCUGUCAACGCGACAAUCUCUUUUUCCUUUCCAGAGACUCCUCACGGCGACGCUCGUCGUCGUCGCGAUCCUCGCCAAAGAGGAGAGCUCGAAGAACCGUGACAAGCGUCAGCAGCUCGCCUUCCUGCGAAAGGGUGGUCGUCUGCCGCCGUAUGCGGUGCAGAUGGAACCGAUAGUGCAAUACUCUCAGAGAGACCCUUUGUACAACCCCUUGGCGAGCCCGAAGAACGACGAUUUGUACGAGGAAAACCCGUCGAGCUACUAUCCGACGGAACCCGAGCCGAUUAUCGAGAUCAUUAUCAAAGAGUCCAAUGAGUCUCUUCCGACUCCGGUGCCGCCACCGCUUCCUCCUCUAUCGCGACCCGCCAAGGAACCUAUCCAGGUCUUCUACGUAAAGUACGAAAAGAAGAAGGGCUACGGGGACAAGACUCGCGUCGUUUACGAUGCGCCGAUUCCCGCGCUGACACCGGUGGAGGAGCACGAGGAGAUUAAACCGGAUAACCCGGCACCGUACGGGGAGGAGCCGACGUACACGGUGACGCCGGCGCCGCCUCCGGAACCGUCGACGACCUUGCGCGCCAUUAUUCGACCCGAGAGCGAGGUAUACCAUUCCGGCAGCAGCGGCAUCCGCGUGACCUUCGGCACCGAGCAAGUGCCGCCCAACAGUCACAGCAAGCGCAGCGACCUGGAGACGCCUGGAAGUGGCAACCAGCAGCCCGUCAGCAAGCCGACGACGUCGCCGGGUGCGCCGAAGAGACAGCACGGGCCGUACCAGCCGUUGCAGCCCCCACCGCAACCCCCACGAGUGCCACCCGCGUUCCCGCAGCAGCGCAUUAUCAGCUCGUUCCCGCCGCAAUCUCAGGCAACGACGUUCUUGCAGCAACAGCAACAGCAGCAACCGCCGCCGCCGCCGCCACCGCCACCGCCGCCGCAUCAUCAGACGUUUCCGCCUCAGCAACCCUUGAGGAACCCGCCACCGCCGUCGAGACCGUUGCAGCGGCACCCCAUAACGAUUCAGGGUCUCCCGGAGAUACAGCAGCGUGCGACGUUCAACAGCUUCGGUCCGCCGCCGCAUCACGUCAACAUUAAUCACCCGCAGCAACCGGGAUUCCCGCCCGCGCUAUCGGUAUCGCAUCAGAGUGUUCAUAUACAGAAUCGGCCACUGUCACCGAAUAGCUUCAAUGCGGAACUUCCGCCGCAAUCACUGCCUCCGUUUAAACAGCAGGAACUGGAGAAGCAUCGUUACCACGAGCAACGACGACAGCAAGAGCUGUUGAAGCAACGGGAGCAUCAACGGCAGCACGAGCAGCAGCGACACCAAGAACAUCAGCGAUUCCUGGAGCAACAGAGACAGAUCGAGCAACAAAGAUUGUUGGAGCAGCAGAGACAGCAGGAACUUCAGAGGCAACAGGAGCACCAGAGGCUUCAAGAGCAACAGCGAGUGCAGGAACAGCAACGCUUGCAAGAGCAACACCGGUUGCAGGAGCAGCAGCGAUUGCAGGAAUUGCAGCGCUUGCAGGAACAACGCAGGCGGAAGCAGGAGCAGGAGCUCAAGUUCCUCCAGGAACAGCAACGGUAUCGCGCGCAGCUCAAGUAUAAUCAGGCGCAGCUUCAGCAGCCGCAAUUGCAACCGCAAUUGCAGCCACAAUUGCAGCCGCAAUUGCCGCCGCAACGACCGGCGGGUGAAAUCUUCAAGGCCGUGUCGAAGCUGGAACAGCAUUACGCGAUCCGAGAAAAUCCCCUUCAUCCCGGCCCGUUCCCGCCAAAUCCCGCAGUAGUGCAGCCAACGGCGUUUCCCGAACUCACCCAGAACCAAUUCGUAUCCGCGCAACCGUUCAAUACUCUUCGCGAGUCCCAGCAACUCUCUGGGAGUCCAACGAAUCAGUUUAUCUCCGGUGAUAGUUUACAGCAACAAUUAAACCAGCAGUUAAACACGAAGCAUCAGUCCCAUCAGAGUAGUCAGCAGAGCUUCUCGCAGAAUCUUCCGGCAACGCAGCAACGACCGCAAAGCACUUUCUCUCAGCAGCAAUCUAUAUGGGGCCGGCCGUUAUUCCAAAACAAUCCCGCGCAGAAGAUCUACGCGACGCCAGUUAGCCUCUCCGAAGAGGGAUUUAACUCGCCGUCGACGGCCAGAACGUUCCUACCGACGACUACGACUACGACUACCACAACCACGACCACCACGACUACCGAAGUGCCUACCACGACGACGCUCUCGCCAAAUAAGGCGGCCAAGAUCAAGGCGAACAUUGCGAAUCUGCCGGACGAGGUGCCGGACGACAUCAGGGAGCAGCUACUUAGUUCCGGUAUUUUGGGCAACGCCGACAUCCAGAUCCUCGACUACGACAAGAUCGGCGACAUACCAAUCGAGAAACUGCCGCCGGAGGCCCUGGCAAAUUUCUACGGCGCCGGGGGCGGAGCGGCAAUUGCCGCCGGCAGCGAACCCGUGCCGGCGAUCGCCAAACGGCCGUCGACGAAGACGACGCAGAAGAAGGCGACGAACCUGAUCCCCGCCAACGCCAGCGGCAGCUCGACCAAGUUCGAACAGGCUACCUUGCGGCCCGGCGGCGUGGAGAUGAAAGUAGUACGCUUCGAUCCGAAUACGGAGCAAGGCCGGGCCGUGGCGGAGCAGCACAUACGGGACGACGCGACCCGGCUCGAGCCGGUGACCGUCGUGGGAGCGCGCGGGGAUGCCGUCCAGUAUAAUCGUUAUCUGCCGCUUAAAGUGAGCGGCACGUCCUUCCCGAUACCGGACGUGUCGGAGCUCAAUGGCCGUAGGAUCUCGAGCGUCGUGGUGCUGGCACCCGUCGACUACGACUUUCCCGGCGAGGAGAGGGAGGUCGCGGCGGCGGCGGCGGCGGAGUCGCAGCGGCGCGGCAGGAAGGCCGGCGGCGACGCGCAGCCGGUCAGGUUUCUCGCCGGCGAGACCCUCAAGCAGCUCGUGAAGAAGCCCACCGUGGAGAACUACAAGAAGUGGCUCGAACAGGAGAGCCGCACCGAGCCGCAGAGGCAGUCCGUCGUACUCCUGGUGACCAUGCCGAGAGACGGUGACGGUCAGGGUGACAAGGAGAUCUUCAUGUACGACGUGACCUCUGGAUCCGUCAGCAAGCUGGCAGGCGAUCUCUCGACGGCCUUCGUGGACGCCGCCGAGAGCAACUCCGACGGCACCGAUUCCAUCGACGACUCUAACUUCUCGGCAUAUUAACUUAGUCUCGUAAAAAAAGGCUUUCUUCGAAAUCUUAAAAAAUGUUUGAUCCACAGCCGACCGCAGGAUUUCUCUUUCGGAGGGCUCUACAACGCGGCAACAUAAUAUAUUCAAGAUUCUAUCUCUGUUACAGAUUGAAAGAAAAACAAAUUCUGUGCAUCGUGCAGUAUAACACAUUUCUCGUGGCUUUACCUAAAUCAAGUCUAACUUUUACGUCGCGAUGAAGGACUGGACGUUCAGGUGGUCAAUUCUGUAUCUUACACUGUAGUGAGAAUGCUAAAAGUCUACAGCCUUUCUAACUGUUCCCUUAGAAAGAGAUAAAAUUCCUCGCUUUUAGCACUUUCAUUAUGUCGCAAGAUACAGAAUUGACCCCAAGAUCUGUACGCUGACUACGCAAUAAUGAAUGUCAAUGGUUAAACGCUGGUGGGGAAACAGUAUAAAAACGACGGAUUUUCCGAGAUCGCAUUCUUUUAUGCGGUUUGAGUGAAAAUGGGAGAAAGAUGAGGAUUUCAGAAUGAGGCCGAGAAUCGCAGCGUGGCAAAUUACUUGGAGUAUCCUUGUAGAUAUCUUUUAACUAUGUAUUAUUAUGUACAUACGUAUAAGAAUAAUUUUGUACUUUUUUAUACGAAAUAAAACGCAGUCUUUUUAAACUGGCGUUGUGCAAGCUAAAAACGUGCCACUGCCCACCGCGGAGAGAAUGCGUUCUU
Molecule: messenger RNA, 3920 nt
Organism: Vollenhovia emeryi
Lineage: Eukaryota; Metazoa; Arthropoda; Insecta; Hymenoptera; Formicidae
Product: eukaryotic translation initiation factor 4 gamma-like
Exons: 3
Source: RefSeq, a predicted model, not a curated record